AGUCAUAUAAUAAAGUACAGUCUAACUGUAUCGUUUACGACAGCCGUAGAAGUCGUAGAACAGAGGACAGAGCAAGCACGAAACUUAUGCCAGUAAUGUAUGCGCAAGCUACAGAAAAAAAUACACCUAGGACAUUCCUAACUUUCCCUUUAUCUGCCGAUUGCUUCAAUGAGCCGCUACUCGACAGCGAACAGUUCAGAACGACUACCGCGCGCGCGCGUGGGAGAUUUUGUCCCAUUUGCGCGCGCGAGAGCUUGAGUGCGCGCGAGUUUUUCUUUCCACUUCCUGCUUCCUCUUGACCUCCUUACAGCUUGCCAAGCAGAGGCUUGCUCACAGUUUAUCCAUUUAGGCGCCCUGGUUUAUCUCAAUGUACACCGGCGCGUCUCACAGCUUAUGUACAACAUUUCAAAAUUUCCGAGGAAGAAGUCCAAACAAGAAUACUCACUCACCCGUAAGUAUAUCUUUUAAGAAAAGCAGGCGGUACUAAUAUCUUUUUGGCACAGUGAACUACAGAAUAAUGUCAGGUUUAAUUGAAGUUCCACAGGUCAAUAACGUAACCUUAUUGCAUGUCUGUUUCCUUUUAUCUUACUUCACGACGUGAAAACUGGAUUUCCUGUCAGGUUAGAUUGUGCUAAUCGCAAAAAAAAGCGUAACAAUGAAACAGGAACGCUACUGAGCAGAACCUAUAUAGGAAUAUUGAUCACUCACGGAAAUUUACGUUAUGUUUAUAUUAUGACAGAAUUGUCAUUGUACAAAAUCUCUUGUUAGAUUUCUUUCCGAGACGAUCCAAUCCCGGUUGCAACUUUUCUUUUUUCUUUUUGGCGCGAAGGUAUGUCUAAAUUUUCGGCAGCCUUUCAGGCCAGUGCCUAAACUAACCGUUUCCUUUAAAUUAGCCACUAAUUUGGCUCAUCAGUCACAAUUAUCACAGUUUACUUUGGCCGAAGGAUCUGGUACAAGUUCCACAACGACCAUAACAUGCAUGGCAACAGCGAGCUUAUCGUUUCUCUUGUAGUCAUUAACAUAAGCCGAUUUUGCUCCAGGUCCUACAGUUAUCUGGUAUUAUUUGUUUUAUCUAGAAAAGAAAAACACACAGCACUAUGGCGUGUAGAUUCGAAAAAUUGUUUAUUUUCUUUAGUUUUGUAAAACAAAACUAAACAAUUUGCGCACGAAAGGCGACAGGAGAAGAAGGUUUUGUGAAUACUGACAACAUAUCUGGCGGGGAAUUAUCACUGACCAGUCUAAGACUGGAAAAUUGUUAUCGUUUUGGCAUAACACAUUAGAAGGUAAGAUAUGAAGGUUAAGAUCCGCCAUGCCGCGGAUAAAAGAGCUGACCUUGUGCUUUUUUUUUAGCGCAAGCUGUGUGUGGGUGUGAUUUUUUUUUAGUUUUUCCAGCAAUGCGGUUAGAAGUGUAGAAAUCCCCUGAAAAACUGUCACAAAACGCGCCGAAAGCAUUUCCGCCAAAACACCAGUUGAUAUCGGCACAUUGUAUGAUACGCUGAUUACAAUAUCAAAGAUAACUGCUUUUAGACGAGUACUUUCUUCUUACAAAUUAGCCAACGUUUUGUCGUUAGAGUGAAAAGUUAAAAUAUGGGUCUUAUCGCAACAGUUUCCCAAAUCUAAUAACCACAAUGAUCGACGUGAUUUUGGAACGUCACGUCGGAACUUCCGGUGUUCAAUAUCCAAGCACUGCCGAAAGAGCUUUUAAAAUACACACAACACGUGGAGAACAAUGCCAUAAUGCAGUAAUUGUUGAUCGAGCGCAUUUCAUUGGAUAAAAGAGUGAAUCUCUUUUAGAGUGGUAAAGUGAUUACAUGGAUAGUUCUAUUAUCAUAUAUGUUUACCUGUUAUCUACCUGUGUGGUUUUUUUAUACGUUCGAGCAGCGAUCGUUGAAAAAAGUGAUUGAAAGUCGAUAUCAAAAGGUCACAAAUGUGAGAUGUAAACAUGGUCAAAAUGCGUUUUAUGUGCGAACAACAUGAUGGCGUCCCGAUGACCUUGAGUGCAUCGAUGGAACAUGUAAAAUGUCAAGGUAGCGCCUUUUUGUCCCUGUGUGUAUCCAAGAGGUGACAAAACGCCGAACAUUUGCAUAGGUACGCAAAGGAAUAAAAAACUCACACGGCAGCGAUGGAUGAAAAACGAAAAAACUUCUUCGCUUUAAUCGUUGGCCCAUAACAACAGGAAACCGCAGAAUUGUUUAGAUCGGAAGCGAUUGAGAAAUGCAUGGCUUCUUGCCAGAAUCUUGAGCAUGUAACAACUACAUUUGAUCUCUUUUCUCUGACUAAUUGGCGAAUGCAUUGGUGUUUUGUUUUGUGUGACAUGACAUGCUUGACGAAUCAUGGUGUCAGAUCUAAUUAGUUUCCCUUUCGCAAUACAGCCCUCUGCCCCCACAUUGAGUAGAGGCGGAUUUCAUAAAAAAAAAGAGAAGUUGAAAAGCCGGGGAGGUUGACACUUUCUAGAAUGAGUAGGACGUGUUGACUCCUCCGCGAUUGAAGGAAAGUUGAUCGCAAUGCAUGUCACGUUGUGUUGUUACGGACCUCUCUCUAUUGUUUGAAAUUACAUAAAAUUGGAUGUAACAUGCUUGUGUUCUCGGUAAUUUACAGCCGGCAGGCUUCGUAAAUACGCACGCCUGAUUGGCCAGUGAUCAUGUUAACUGGGAUUUUGAUUGACAGGUAAGUAGCGUUAGAAUGAAAUGGCCAUGUGAGUUCCUUUUCGCGCCACGCCUUCUAGUCAGAAAAAACGCUCUGUGAUUGGCGGUUUUCAAAACGAAACAAAAGCGGCUCGCAGCUCAAAGGAGCCGUGUGUGGAUGCAAGUGACGCAGCGAAUGAUCACACAGUAGUGAAUCAUAGAGAGUCGAUCACAUGUGCUCGCACAACGAAAUUCAUUCCUUCGCAUAGAUCGCCAAGAACACAGUACCUUACUGUGGCUUGCGCCCAGUUUCUCAGGUUCAAUGCGAUUAUUCUGCAACGCUAAAAUGGCCGAAGGCUUGGAUAAGUUAGCUGGGCUGAACAAGAUGCCUUGUCCACAAUGUGCAUGUCAUAACGGCAUCGAUGAUCCAAAAGUUCUCCCGUGUUUACAUACUUUUUGUAAGAACUGUCUUACGUUAGCCGUGGAAGGCGGCCGCUUGAAAUGUCCAAAGUGUCGGCUGAACGUUCCGCUUUCAGAGGCCGGGAUCGACGGUUUACCUACGAACAUAUUCAGCCAUAAUAUUCUCGAUGUGUUAGUGCCGAGCCAGGGAAACAUCGAAACAAGCAGCUUGAUCCGAGCAGUGAUACGCGAUUGUAGCAAUUGCAGUGAGGGAUCAAUGGUUACGGCACAUUGUAAGGACUGUAGUGAAUAUCUAUGUGAUAACUGUGUACGUGCUCACCAGCGAGUACGAAUCACCAAGGAUCACCGAAUCAUUUCCUUUAUCGAAGAAGCCGCAAUGAUGCAAAGCAAAACAACCAGCGCCACUGGCACAUUAGCGGCUUCACCAGUAACUUCAAUCUCGCCACUAGCAACGAUGGCCGAGAAAACUGCUUCUGAUGACUUGAUUCGUUGUGGAAAACAUGAAAAUGAAUUUUUACGGCUGUAUUGUGAGACUUGCUUCACUCCUGUGUGCAGCGAAUGCACUUUCCAUGAACAUCGAGGCCAUAGUUUCCAGUACCUUCGCGAGGCCGUCGAAUCCACUAAGGUGAUCGUGGGAAAGUUGAUCACUGAUGCCAAACUGGAGAUUUGUAAACUGGAAGAAUCCGUCAACUCUUCUCAAGCGAUAGCCGAGCAAGUGGAAUACAGAGCACAGACGGUUUCAAACGAAAUCCGGCAAACGGUACGAAGACACAUGGCUGCCCUGGAAGAGCGAGAGCGCGAGCUCUUACGACGCGUGGAGAAAGUGCGCCAAAUUAAAGGUAAAUCGCUUCAUUUACAGAUUGAUGAACUUAAGACUAGCCUAAGUAAAGUGUUGAGCGUUUGCGAGUCAUCAGAGAGAUCGGCAGAACUGAGCACGGACCCGGAAUUGCUCGUUAUUAAGAACCGUUUAUCAGAAACUCUAAACGAACUGAGGGCCAAGCGUGGCCUGCUACAACCCCACGAAGAUGACGCCAUAUUAUUCACUCCUCCCGAUCAGGCAUUGCAAACGGCUAUUAGUUCUCUGGGGAUUGUUAGUAGCAGCGCUUUUGCUCCCUAUUCCUGUGCCACUGGGGAUGGAUUAAGACGCGGUAUUCGCGGCAAAGUCGCAAUGUUUAUAGUGCAAGCCAAAGACCAUCAAGGCGAAAACCGUUGUAUCGGUGGUGACCCCUUGCGCGUCUUAGUGCAAGGUCCCGAUGGGAUCUUCUACCGAGCUGAGGUUAGCGAUCGGCAAAAUGGAACUUACACAGUUUCUUACCGCCCUCAAGUGACUGGAGAACAUGUUGUUUCAGUAACAAUUCGUGGUCGCCACAUCAAUGACUCCCCGUUCAAAGUCGCUGUUAUUAAGGGUCGCAAUUACUCUGGCGUGGGGCCAGUGGUUCGGUUUUUUGGCUCAGAAGGCGAAGCGGACGGUGAACUUUGUCGCCCGUGGGGCGUUUGCUGUGAUGAAGAUGGCAAUGUUAUUGUGGCCGAUCGCAGCAAUAACCGUAUUCAAGUCUUCGAUUGCUACGGGAAUUUUCGUCUCAAGUUCGGAUCUGCAGGCUCCAGAAAUGGACAGUUCGAUCGGCCGGCAGGGGUAACUUGUGACAAUGAUGGGCGAAUUAUCGUUGCCGAUAAAGACAACCAUCGUAUUCAAGUCUUCAACGCCGAUGGAACUUUCAUUCUGAAAUUCGGCGAGAAAGGGUGCAAGAACGGCCAGUUCAGCUAUCCCUGGGACGUGGCUUGCAGCAAUGAGGGCAACAUUCUAGUUUCGGACACACGCAACCACCGUGUCCAGCUCUUCAACCGCGAGGGCAAGUUCCUUGGCAAGUUCGGCUUCGAAGGCAUCCACUGGAAAGAGUUUGACUCUCCUCGUGGCGUUGCGUUUAAUCAUGAAGGCCAUAUGAUUGUCACCGACUUCAACAACCACCGCUUGCUCGUGAUCAGGGCCGAUUUUCAGCACGCAUGGUUCCUAGGAGUGGAGGGAAGCAAGAACACCGAGUUCCUACGCCCCCAAGGAGUCGCAGUGGACCAGGAGGGGAACAUCAUUGUUGCCGAUUCAAAGAACCAUCGAAUUCAGAUCUUCCAACCUAACGGGAACUUUCUCUGCAAGUUUGGAACACACGGCAGUGCUCCUGGUCAGCUCGAUCGUCCCUCAGGUAUCUGCGUAAGCAACGAAGGAUCAAUAAUUGUUGUAGAUUUUGGCAACAAUCGUAUACAAGUGUUCUAAAAACUAAUAAGAAACGAAGACGUAGUGUAGUUGUGUUUCCACACUCGUGUGAAGUAGAUUUUAUGAUAUAGGACUCGUAAACCUUGAGAUUAAAUAUACUGGAUAAAUUCGACGAGUAAUUCAAAGUUGUAUUUCUGAAUUUAUCGUGUCCGAAUAUGGUGUCAACAAAAUUUGCAUGCCUUCAGAAAUCAGUUAUUUUUACAAAUCGAUCUUUUCCUUUUUCGGUAGGACUUUUGUGGUUUCUUUGCUUCAACAAGUUGUCUUUGAUUUCCAGAGUUGAUUUAUCGCUUACAAUCUGCCAAGAAUUGGACUUUCCUUUUAAGUCAAGUUUGGUUUAUUUUAGUACGCUCAACAGCUCGUUUGUUUCACGCGCUACACACACGUCUUCGUUCGUUCACUGCCAAUUCAGUUCAAAUUUAUCAAGCGGAUAUGCUUGAUGAUAAAUAAAAUUAAAAAUAGGUGGCGCUUUUCGAGAAUAAUAUUUGAAGCCUUGAACGCGUUUGUGGAAAGUAUUUAUUUAAUCCAUUUAUGAAAAUGUUGCUCGACUUGAUGCAAAAAUUGUUGACGAACUUCGAGUUCGUACCGAUAUUUUUUUACACCUUGUAAGCUUAUAUUGUAUUUAAAUGCCACUGCUUUGUUUGAUUAUUUAAUGCGUUUCUCGGGAAAGAAACAACCAAAAGAGUUAACUGUUUGUCUUAGGCUUUCCCUUGACAGCGAAAAGUUGAAGAUUGAGAGAUAAUUUAAUUUGGACGCUGAGCUCAAACAGGCCGGCGAAUGUAAUGAAAAAGAAAAGGUGUGAAGGCUCUCAAUGGAGCUUCAUGUACCAUUCAUUUUUCUGUUGAACAGCGGAAAAGCUUUCGGAAUUUGCUUCAGCCCUGUUUUGUUAAGCGAUGGUAUUGUUAACACUGUUCGAAAUGUUAAAGCAAGUUCUUGAAAUUGUUGUGUUACGUAAAUUUUCAAUGAAGGAAUUGCAAUUUUCCCUUUUGCCUUUCAACGGGUGAAAACGUUGUUUUUCGUUUCCGGAAACAUCACAGUUGCUUUUUGAUACAGUAAAAAUACUAAACGCUUUUCGACAUUGCUGUGUUUUUGUGAAAAAAAUAAAUUACCUCUCUCUUAGAUUUCGGAACACAAGUUUUCCCUGGGGAAGUAUUGUUAUUUUUGAACAAAAAGAAGUCAUGUUCACAAUAUUAUUUAGAUUGAAAAAAACUUUGCCAAAAGCAACGGAUAAUUGCUAACGAAAACGAAUAUCAACUAAUGAUAAUUUGGUUGAAGCGUCGAAAAGUGCUUGCAUAACUUUAGACGAAUUUGCGCGCGCUGGGACUCCAAUUUGUAGUGGUAGACUGUAGUUAGAUUUUAGUAUUAGUCUUUACACUGUCAAACAGAGCUAGAGUAGCUUUCAAACGACUUGAAGUCGUUAUUUCCCAGCCUAAUAAAAUCUAAAAAGAUGUGUUAUUUUUAUUCAAGAACAUUAUUUAGUGUGUCCAUGUACGAUAUAAUAAUUUUCCUCGUAGGACAUUGUCGAAAUAUCAACUUUAAGAUAUGUUAAAGAGAUGUAUAUUCUUAGCGUUCAAUAUGUUCUUCUAAGACUUUCUAAUACUAGCUAUAAUAUUUUGCUUAAGAUGUAAAUGAGAAAUUUAACUAUUUUCUUGGUGAUUCCAAGGUACGACUGUUUCGUUUCAGUUGGAAAAAAACUCAACUGUUAAAUUAAUUCUUUCACAGAAAUGGCACACUUUAUUAGUACGAGAUAAUUUAACUGAAUGUCCGAAUUCAGCGGAAAUGUUCCGUUCAAUAGAUUUAAUAGUUACGCCAAUAUUCUGCAGUAGCUAGUGUGUGAAGUUAAUUUUAAAUUAUAAUAGUUGUUCGCGUUGGUAUCGAAGUUGAAAAUCGAUGGCCCAGAAAAAAUUAAAUUGAUGGCCUAGAAAAUUGUGGGUUGAUUGUUCUCUAUUUUUAACUCAGUAAGAAAGACGGCAGUAGUUUAAUGGUUUUGUUAACAAGUUGUUCUCGGAUCAGUGCGUCUUGGAAUGAAAAAUUUGUAGUUCAGCGUUGAGGAACGAAUGGAUGACAUUUUUUUGAUUUGAAGAAAUCUACAAAUGAGAAACUUUCAACUUGGUUGAUUCUCAAAGGAAUCAAAAUAUUUGAGAUAGAAAAGAACUACAUAAGAUCAAUUUUGCCGACACGUAGCAAGUGACGCCAAGUUAAUUUUUUGAAAAAAAUUGCGCAUCAUAUGUUAUUGUAAUAGGUUCUAAUUCAUAGUUCACGUUUGGAUGAUUUCAUACUAAAUUAAUUCUCAAAGAUUGUUCGAAUGUAUUUUUAAUAUAUAGCAGAGCAGAUGCUGAAAGUUAUCUUUGCAAUUCAUGGUGUCCAAGUUUGAAACAAUUUAUUAUUUAUUGAGUCUUCAGGCUUUUCCUUUCUUCUACUUCCUAAACAAUAUCGCACAGUUUUUUUCGUCGCUCUAGUUCUUCUGUGUGCCAGAAAUCUGUGUACCUUUCAAAGUCAUCUGAGUCUAUUCUAGGAUUGCAAGCUUAUUCACUACUAUAUAUCACUGUACAGAGAUGUUAAAACUUGGAUUUGAUGAAUUGCAAGGCUUCAUAAAUAUAAUUGUGCCAUAAGAAUACUGUUCAAAACAAGGACAGUUAAAUGUUACAUAUAAUAGCCAGGAUUGUUUCAAACUAAUUUAUUGAAGAAUAAAAUUUAUGCAAUUUGAAUUUUUAACUUGUUGUGUGUUCUUCAUUUGGCGACUGCAAAAAUUAAGGUUGUUUUAAAGAACAUCAGUGAGAACAGCAAAUUGCACCAGCUUCUAGAGCACUUUUUGUGGACUGCCUUGUCAAGUGGUGCACAAUUAGGGGCAGCUUCUUUAGCAGGCUGCGAAGGGUAAUUGGUUCAAAAUAGAUAGCUGUCUCAAUACACAGUUGCUGUACUCAAUCACUACACACCCAUUGCUCCUCUACAGCAGUCAUGGAACCUUUGAAAGCCUCUCUCUCUGGUCUUUGACAAGGUCAAAGUAUAAGUUUACAGUGCUUGAUUGACUAUUAGUAAUCUGAAACAUGGACUUGACUUGCCAAUAGCUGCUAGGAAGUGAGUUGAACACACAUGGACACUCAGGGAGGGUUGAAAAUCACCAUCCAGUCUUGUAACUUGGAAUUCAUGGCAGAUAUGUUUGCAAAAUAAAAAUUCUUAAUCUGGAUUGACCCUAAUUAUCAAAUUCUCACAUGAUCUUGGAUAAAAUUUUGCAAUACUAUCUCAGCAAAAAUUUGACCAAGUGUCCCAGAGUCUUCUGUCUCCCAAAGGAUGUGAUGUGAUUUUAUAAUAGGCUAUGGAUUGCCCUUACAAUUUCCCUGUACACUUUGAUAUACCUGGGUGGUAAAAGGCACUAGUAAGUGUCGUGCCAGGCUUUUAAGAGGGACUGCUUGAUUUUAUGUCUAAACACUGACUGAAAAGCCAGGGCACAUGCAUGAUGAGUUUCAAGUUGUUUCCAUUGGGGCUAAAAUGACUACACCCUUGACCCUCAUAAUGAAAAAGCUGUUCUGCCUAUUUUCAUACACGGAGGUUUAAUUUCUGACCCUCCAUUUCUCGACUUUAUUCUGUCCAAGAGGAACUGGCUAACAAUGGCCAGUAACAGAACCUAACUCUGUUCUUACAUUGCUAAUUAAAAAUAAAAUUAUAGUACUUCAGGUGAACUACUGUCCCUCUUGAGCAAGAAAAGUCACAUCUUUGCACUGAGAGCUUUUACAAUACCCCUUUUGAACACUUUAUUCUGGAUUUGUCACUGAUAAGCAAAAUGUGAUAAUGCACUUAAAUAAUUUAAACCUUCAAAUUAUUCUUUCAUUUGUUUGAACAUUUUGUAAAUAUUGAUUUUGGUGAUCCCUGGUAAGAUGAAAAAGUUUCCUCUACAGGAAGAUUUGUCAAAGAUUUUGUUGGCAGCUAAA
Molecule: messenger RNA, 9236 nt
Organism: Orbicella faveolata
Lineage: Eukaryota; Metazoa; Cnidaria; Anthozoa; Scleractinia; Merulinidae
Product: E3 ubiquitin-protein ligase TRIM71-like
Biological process (GO): proteasome-mediated ubiquitin-dependent protein catabolic process; protein polyubiquitination
Molecular function (GO): ubiquitin protein ligase activity; zinc ion binding; protein binding
Source: RefSeq, a predicted model, not a curated record